GCGAGUGUGCGGCCGGGCCUUGCCCUGCCCUGCCCUGCCCUGCCCGGCAGGGUGUCCCCCCGGGGCAUCCCGGAGCCGCCCGCCCCCGGAGCCACGAGCCCGGGGCGGGCAGAGCGUUCCCCUCGCGUUUCCCGCUCAUUUCCCUCCUGCCCGGCCUCCUCUGGGGAGCUGCCGGCUCGUUGCCCUGGGGUGCUCCACAUUUCAUGAAAUCCUGCCAUCCUGUUGCUUGGUCCUUUCCUUUUUAUUUUCAGGGAAAGCUGAGAGCUUACACUGUGCUAUUCCGCUGGUAGAACUGCGUGGCUAAACUAGCGAUCACUUCUACAAAAAUAAAGCUGCUCCUUUACUUGUAUUUCGAAUUGCUGAGUGAAGUAAAUUCCUUUGGUCGGGCUGUAAGGGAGGCUGCUACUGGCAUAAAUACAUCAGCAGAAUAGAGCUUCAUAAGCUGUGUUGUUAGGGUGUAAAAGAAGGUCUUGGAUAGCACAGAUGAUUUUUCUUUUCCCUCAGAUCCUGAUAGGAUUCCCUGUUAGUUGUUCAGUAAAGACCUCACUUGUCCUCGUAUUCAUCCUGUAGGAUUAGUUUUAAAUCUUACUCUAGUCCUUAUCAAAGGUAGUAUUAUUUUUUAAAAACAAUCUAAGGCGCAUUUAUACUGAGGCAAUUUCUUCUUCGGUCCUGUGACAGAACAGGGAAGUCCUUUAGGGCAGGGGGUGUAAAAUGUAAAUAUUGAUGUUUGUGGUGCAAAGUCUUGUUUUAGCGAGUCCUGCUGCCAGUCGUGCUCACACCACAGCUCAGAACGUGAGCCUGAAGGAGUCUGAGCACCCAACAGCUUCUGCAGUACGGCAAACUUCAGAGUGCAGCAGCUACAGUCGUUCCGGCUUUAUUUAAAUUGUCGAGCUAUACUGAUUUAUAUCGCUGGCUGUGUUCUUUAACUGUAUUUUGGAUGGGAUUUUCUUUUACUUCAUUGCCAUCUGUAGAAACUGAUGAAUAUUUUUAGUGCUAAGGCUCCAUAUAUCACCAGAUGUCCUUCUGCCUGACUGAGAUGUUUCUGUGGUCUUUGAAGACCAACUUACAUAUUAGAGAUGAAGACAUUGGCAUCCACCAGUACUGUGACAAGAAAGAACCAGUUCGAGAUUAUCCUUGGAUCCUGAAAACCAAGCGACCGGACAAACUGCGAGAUGCUCUCAAGGAAGUAGAGGACUUAAUGCAGAACAGUCCAUGUGUGCUGAGCAAAUGGAAGAACAAACAUACCUGUCAGCUCCUCUUUCACUCAGGUAUUUUGGUGUCCCUAAGCCUUUCUGGGCCACAGCUGGAGAAGGUGGUGAUUGACAGGACCCUGGUGGGGAAGCUCAUCUCCGACACCAUCAGUGAUGCUGUUCUUACAGACAAUUUCAUCAUCUUGUCAUUUGAGGACCAUAACCAACUCUGCUUAAUUCAGUUUACAAAGGCAAUGGAUUCUCCUGAUGUAAACAAAAGACUGGAAAAACUCUCUUGUUUGGACUCUAAGAUUUCUUAUGUUGAUAUACUUGGACCAGAAGGUAGAAGGAUGAAACGUCACCUGGCAAUAAACUGUAUGCAAGAUCUGGUCAUUUGCUGGUGGUCAGCAACUAGUGAUGGAGCAUGGCCUUGGUCUCCUAUUUCCUGUCAGAGGGACAGAGCCAACCUAUUGCUAUUAGGCUGUGCACAUGGCAAAUUGGAGGUGCUGAGUUACGUCCGCACGGAGUGGGACCCGCUGGAUGCCAGGUUCAGCUGUCUCCAGCCCCAGCAGGUGCUGACGGUGGAGCGCUCGGUGUCCGCAGCCAAGGAGCCCAUGGCCGACAGCUGCGUCUACAAGUGCGUCAGGAACAGAAUCCAGUGCGCCGCCGUCACCAGGAUCCCCCUGCGAGCCAGGGCCAUCAGCUGCUGCAGGGAUGUGACAGAAGACAAGCUGGUGCUGGGCUGUGAAGACUCGUCAGUAGUUCUGUAUGAAGCCUACAGCCAAGUGACUCUGCUGGCCCAAGCAGAGCUGCUCCCUGCUGUAAUUGCCUACCACCCCUGCGGAGCCGUGCUGGUGGUUGGCAGCUCUCAAGGGGAGCUGCAGCUUUUUGACACGGCGCUGUCCCCAGUUAAAAUUCAGCUCUUGGCACAUGACUAUUCACCUGAGGCAACUCUGCAGUUCAGUAAACACUGUGAGGUGCCCACCAGCCUCAUCCAGAUCCAGUGGGCUGCUCCGCAAGGUGCAUUUCCCAGUCCUGACAGCAUGGAUAUUCACGAUCUUUUGUUGGUUAGAUUUGAUAAAGGACCCUUGGGAGUGCUUCACUUUAAACUUGGUGUGCUCACAAGAGGACAGCUGGGCCUGGUGGAAAUCAUCCACCAGUACAUUCGUUACGAUGAGAUACAGGAGGCAGUAAAUGUCCUGAGCACCAUGAACUGGAACACGAUGGGGCAGCAGUGCUUUAUCUGCCUGAGUGCCAUUUGCAACCACCUUCUUAAACAAAAGCUUACACCAGCCAGAGAAGCACAGCUUGAGGCAAGCCUUGGAACCUUUUAUGCUCCAACAAGGCCUCUCUUGGAUAGAACUGUGCUGGAGUACAGGGACGCCAUCAGCAGAUAUGCAAGAAGGUUCUUCCACCACCUGCUCAGGUAUCAGAGGUUUGAAAAAGCAUUUCUGCUUGCUGUUGAUAUCGGUGCUCGGGACCUGUUCAUGGACAUCCAUUACCUUGCUCUAGAUAAGGGUGAAUUGGCACUAGCUGAAGUGGCAAAGAGAAAGGCUAAUGACAUUGAUGCAGAAUCAAUAACUACUGGAAUUGAACUUCUGGGGCAGUCAGAUGAAGAGGACCCAUCUUGUGAAGCUUUUGCUGACCAAUCUCCAGAGCAGGGAGGAGGGUGCAACCUGCCUGCUCCCGGCCCUGCUGACAGACCACCAGCCCAGAGCUGCUCCCACAGAGGUUGCUAUGACUCACACAUCUCUGGCAGUCCCACGUCUGCCUUCGUCAGGCGUCUCGGGAGAGAGGCUGAGAGCUCAACUUUGCCCCGACUCCUGGGCUCCCCACCUGACCACGUUUGCUUGCGCCUUCCCAGACCCACCAGCCGCAGACAGGCAGAGGACACUGAGCCUGGAGCAGAUGGCCACACCACCUCCCUGAUCAAGAAAACCUUUUCCAGCAGCCAGGAAGGAGACUGGAGACAGCGGGUCUCUCCAAAUCGUGCACUUUGGGCUGGUGUGACUGAGCUGCCAAAGCAGAGAAGAGGAAACCUCACCAAGGUGGUGAAGUUCACGGGAAGUCCUUCAGCAAACUUCCAGCCAGCCUUGGAUCUGACCACCGGCAGAUGACAAAACACCAGGCUUAGAAAAUAUCCUGUUCUUAGACCUCCAAAUUAUUUCUGAGUUCAUAUUGAUAUGUCCAUGCACAAAGUGCCCUGUGUUUGCUUGUGAAGGGCAACUUGGUGACAUUUUCAUCAAAGACGUCAAAAAUAGCGAGUAAUCGCUGAUCCCCAUUUACUGUACCAACUUAAUGCUGAAAAAUCUGGUGGGGUGUCUUGGAUGAAUCCAUAAGCUUUUCAGGAGAAGGUCUGUAAUUCUCUAUGCAUUAUAUGUUUUUACAAUCUUCACUUGGAAGCAGAUUUGAAUUUCCACUUAAGGCUCUGAAAACCGUCCUAUUGAGAUACCAGCAGAUAAGAUCUUCACUCAGGAUACCUCUGUGAAAGAGCAGCCUUUCACAGUUAGCAGCAUUUUUCAAAGAAUGCUCUCAAUUUUCAUAUCUAGAUAUAUCAUCUUAGUUGAAUAACCAUUAUUUUGCCUUGAAAAAAAGAUGCGGAGCCUCUUAAGCAUCAUUCCAUUGGAGUCCAGAUUUUAAUCUGCCUCCUCUAACCACAAAGAGAAAAUGCACUGAGAAGGGAACCUGUGCCAGCCCUCUCUAUUUUUUUUCUGGCAGUGAAGAGGAGCAAGCAUCAUCGUGGGUCCUCCUCCCACCACCUGAUGGAGCGCAGAGUGUACAGACACGGAUAUUUUGAGCUCUGUCAUAGGCACAUGUGUGGGUUAAUCUUGAGCCUUCUGGGGAGCACUGGGUGGUUGAGACCCAAAGCUAGAGAGCUUCUUGAAUUUGGCUUUAUGCAGUGAACAAAUCUGUACAAUGGACUGAGAAUGAAAUGUAAAAAAACCCAAAACCCACAAGCCAUUAGAAGUGUUUCAUUAACAGAAAUUCUGCCUUUACCCAAAUAAAAUAUUUACGGU
Molecule: messenger RNA, 4207 nt
Organism: Parus major (Great Tit)
Lineage: Eukaryota; Metazoa; Chordata; Aves; Passeriformes; Paridae
Gene: WDPCP
Product: WD repeat containing planar cell polarity effector
Exons: 18
Coding region: 1016-3307 (763 amino acids)
Biological process (GO): cilium organization; nervous system development; establishment of protein localization
Cellular component (GO): axonemal basal plate
Molecular function (GO): protein binding
Source: RefSeq, a predicted model, not a curated record